Molecule: messenger RNA, 12660 nt
Organism: Peromyscus maniculatus bairdii (prairie deer mouse)
Lineage: Eukaryota; Metazoa; Chordata; Mammalia; Rodentia; Cricetidae
Gene: Erbb4
Product: erb-b2 receptor tyrosine kinase 4
Biological process (GO): multicellular organism development; protein phosphorylation; cell surface receptor protein tyrosine kinase signaling pathway
Cellular component (GO): basal plasma membrane; plasma membrane; signaling receptor complex
Molecular function (GO): transmembrane receptor protein tyrosine kinase activity; epidermal growth factor receptor binding; ATP binding
Source: RefSeq, a predicted model, not a curated record
AGCCGAGGAGAGCCUAGCUGGUUGCGUGGAGGGUUGUUUGAUUCCCACCCCCUCUUUUUUCCUUUUUUUUUCCCUUUUUUUUUUUCUUUCUCCCUGAGUCUUAUUAAUUUCUCUGUGGGGCUGCGGCUGGAGACCGUGGAGCGCUGGAUAUGACGCUCGGAGCUUUAAUUACCGCAAUGGCUGGACAAGUGUGAGGAAAGCUGACAGUGGGGAAAAAAAGGGGGACAAGAUCGAAGAGACGCAAAGAAGCACCCCCCCCCCAUCCCUCCUCCUUCUCCUUCUAGAUUUGGACAGGAGGUGCAAGGAGACUGAAGAGAGAGCUGAACAUAGCCCGGCUUUGGGGGAGAGGCCGGAACCCUGCCGCCUCUUUGCAAUCAACUUUUUUUGGAAGCCUGUUUUUUUUUUCCCCCUCUUUCUUUUUAUUGUUGACCAACCAGUGAGAGAGAGAGAGAGAGGAGAGGGGGAGCGAGCGAGCGAAAAAGUGAGGAGGGUGCGAGCGAGCGGAGGAGCACUCGGGGAAAUAGCUGCACAGUCCUGCCUGGAGCACCAGCCGCACAGUCGCGCACACUCCCACCCGCGCGCGCACUCUCCCUCCCGCGAUCCCUCGCCGGGUCCCCCGGUCCCCCGGUCCCCGGGCCCUGGAAGCCACCGGCACCGACUCGCUCGCCAGCCCCGGGGAACCCGGGCACCGCGCGCGCCGCGCCCGCCCCCCUCGCGCCCCCCACGCGCUCCCGGCAGAGAGAGAGAGAGAAGGGGGGGAAAAGAAGAAAAUCUCCUCCGCGUGCCCGCAAGGGGCUAUGCCAUUUGGACAUGUAAUUGUCAGCGCGGGAUCUGAGACUUGCCAAAAAUGAAGCUGGCGACGGGACUGUGGGUCUGGGGGAGCCUUCUGGUGGCCACGGGGACCGUCCAGCCCAGCGCUUCUCAGUCAGUGUGUGCAGGAACAGAGAAUAAACUGAGCUCUCUCUCUGACCUGGAACAGCAGUACCGAGCCUUGCGCAAAUACUAUGAAAACUGCGAGGUAGUCAUGGGCAACCUGGAGAUCACCAGCAUCGAGCACAACCGGGACCUCUCCUUCCUGCGGUCUAUCCGAGAAGUCACGGGCUAUGUACUGGUGGCCCUCAACCAGUUUCGUUACCUUCCUCUGGAGAAUUUACGAAUUAUUCGUGGAACAAAACUAUACGAAGAUCGCUAUGCGUUAGCGAUAUUCCUAAACUACAGAAAAGAUGGCAACUUUGGACUUCAGGAACUUGGAUUGAAGAACCUGACCGAAAUUCUAAAUGGUGGCGUCUAUGUAGACCAGAACAAAUUCCUGUGUUAUGCUGAUACCAUACACUGGCAAGAUAUUGUUCGGAACCCAUGGCCUUCCAACAUGACUCUGGUGUCAACUAAUGGAAGCUUUGGAUGUGGAAGAUGCCAUAAGUCCUGCACUGGCCGAUGCUGGGGACCCACAGAAAAUCACUGCCAGACCUUGACAAGGACUGUGUGUGCUGAACAAUGUGACGGCAGGUGCUAUGGACCCUACGUUAGUGACUGCUGCCAUCGAGAAUGUGCUGGAGGCUGCUCAGGACCAAAGGACACUGACUGCUUUGCUUGCAUGAACUUCAAUGACAGUGGAGCCUGUGUUACUCAAUGUCCCCAAACAUUUGUCUACAAUCCAACCACCUUCCAGCUGGAACACAACUUCAAUGCAAAGUACACAUAUGGAGCAUUCUGUGUUAAAAAAUGCCCACAUAACUUUGUGGUAGAUUCCAGUUCUUGUGUGCGUGCUUGUCCCAGUUCCAAGAUGGAAGUAGAAGAAAAUGGGAUUAAAAUGUGUAAGCCUUGCACUGAUAUUUGCCCAAAAGCGUGUGACGGCAUCGGUACAGGAUCAUUGAUGUCAGCCCAGACUGUGGAUUCCAGUAACAUUGACAAAUUCAUAAACUGUACAAAGAUCAAUGGGAAUCUCAUCUUCCUUGUCACUGGGAUUCACGGGGACCCUUACAAUGCAAUUGAAGCCAUAGACCCAGAGAAACUGAAUGUCUUUCGGACGGUCAGAGAAAUAACAGGUUUCCUGAACAUACAGUCUUGGCCUCCAAAUAUGACAGAUUUCAGUGUUUUCUCCAACCUCGUCACCAUUGGAGGGAGAGUCCUCUACAGUGGUCUCUCGUUGCUUAUCCUCAAACAACAAGGUAUCACUUCCCUGCAAUUCCAGUCUCUGAAGGAAAUCAGUGCGGGCAACAUCUACAUUACUGACAACAGCAACCUGUGUUAUUAUCACACCAUUAACUGGACAACACUCUUCAGCACCAUCAACCAGAGAAUAGUGAUCCGAGAUAACAGAAGAGCUGAGAAUUGUACUGCUGAAGGGAUGGUGUGCAAUCACCUGUGUUCAAAUGAUGGCUGUUGGGGACCUGGGCCAGACCAGUGCCUAUCAUGCCGGCGCUUCAGCAGGGGGAAAAUCUGCAUAGAGUCUUGUAACCUCUAUGAUGGGGAAUUUCGAGAGUUUGAAAAUGGCUCCAUCUGUGUUGAGUGUGACUCCCAGUGUGAGAAGAUGGAAGAUGGACUACUCACAUGCCAUGGACCGGGACCAGACAACUGCACAAAGUGUUCUCAUUUUAAGGAUGGUCCAAACUGUGUGGAGAAAUGUCCCGAUGGCCUACAGGGAGCAAACAGUUUCAUCUUCAAGUAUGCAGAUCAGGAUCGAGAAUGCCACCCAUGCCAUCCAAACUGCACCCAAGGGUGUAACGGUCCCACUAGUCAUGACUGCAUUUACUACCCAUGGACGGGCCAUUCCACUUUACCACAACAUGCUAGAACUCCACUGAUUGCAGCCGGAGUCAUUGGCGGGCUCUUCAUCCUGGUCAUCAUGGCUCUGACGUUUGCAGUUUAUGUCAGAAGGAAGAGCAUCAAAAAGAAACGAGCCUUGAGGAGAUUCCUGGAGACAGAGCUGGUAGAGCCCUUAACCCCCAGUGGCACGGCACCCAAUCAAGCCCAGCUGCGCAUUUUGAAGGAAACGGAACUAAAGAGGGUAAAAGUCCUUGGCUCGGGAGCUUUUGGGACCGUUUACAAAGGUAUUUGGGUGCCUGAAGGUGAAACAGUGAAAAUUCCCGUGGCUAUUAAAAUCCUCAAUGAGACAACUGGCCCCAAAGCCAAUGUGGAGUUCAUGGAUGAGGCUCUGAUCAUGGCAAGCAUGGAUCACCCACACCUGGUUCGCUUACUGGGUGUGUGUCUGAGCCCCACCAUCCAGCUAGUUACCCAGCUGAUGCCCCAUGGCUGCCUGCUUGACUAUGUCCAUGAACACAAGGACAACAUAGGAUCACAGCUGCUGCUGAACUGGUGUGUCCAGAUUGCUAAGGGAAUGAUGUACCUGGAAGAAAGACGACUUGUUCAUCGGGAUCUGGCAGCCCGUAAUGUCUUAGUCAAAUCCCCAAACCAUGUGAAAAUCACAGACUUUGGACUAGCCCGACUCUUGGAAGGAGAUGAAAAGGAAUACAGUGCUGAUGGUGGUAAGAUGCCAAUUAAAUGGAUGGCUCUGGAAUGUAUACAUUAUAGGAAAUUCACUCAUCAAAGUGAUGUUUGGAGCUAUGGCGUCACAAUAUGGGAACUGAUGACCUUUGGAGGAAAACCCUACGAUGGAAUUCCAACCCGAGAAAUCCCUGAUUUAUUAGAGAAAGGAGAGCGUUUGCCUCAACCUCCCAUCUGUACUAUUGACGUUUACAUGGUCAUGGUCAAAUGUUGGAUGAUCGAUGCUGACAGCAGGCCCAAAUUCAAGGAACUGGCUGCUGAGUUUUCAAGGAUGGCUAGAGAUCCUCAAAGAUACCUGGUCAUUCAGGGUGAUGAUCGUAUGAAGCUCCCCAGUCCAAAUGACAGCAAAUUCUUCCAGAAUCUUUUGGAUGAAGAGGAUUUGGAAGAUAUGAUGGACGCUGAGGAAUAUUUGGUCCCCCAGGCUUUCAACAUCCCUCCUCCAAUCUACACGUCCAGAGCAAGAAUUGACUCCAAUAGGAGUGAAAUUGGACACAGCCCUCCUCCUGCCUACACCCCCAUGUCGGGAAAUCAGUUUGUGUACCAGGAUGGGGGCUUUGCUACACAACAAGGAAUAGCCAUGCCCUACAGAGCCACAACCAACACCAUACCAGAAGCUCCAGUCGCUCAGGGUGCAACAGCUGAGAUGUUUGAUGACUCCUGCUGUAAUGGCACCCUACGCAAGACAGUGGCACCCCAUGUCCAAGAAGACAGUAGCACACAGAGGUAUAGUGCUGACCCCACGGUGUUUGCCCCAGAACGGAACCCACGAGGCGAACUGGAUGAAGAAGGCUACAUGACUCCCAUGUGUGACAAACCCAAACAAGAAUAUCUGAAUCCUGUGGAAGAAAAUCCUUUCGUGUCACGGAGAAAAAACGGAGACCUUCAAGCUUUAGAUAACCCGGAAUAUCACAGCGCUUCCAGCGGUCCGCCCAAGACGGAGGAUGAGUACGUGAAUGAACCACUCUAUCUCAACACCUUCGCCAACGCCUUGGGGAACGCCGAGUACCUGAAGAACAGCGUACUGUCUGUGCCCGAGAAAGCCAAGAAAGCGUUCGACAACCCCGACUACUGGAACCACAGCCUGCCACCCCGGAGCACCCUUCAGCACCCAGACUACCUGCAGGAAUACAGCACAAAGUAUUUUUAUAAACAGAACGGACGGAUCCGCCCUAUUGUGGCAGAGAAUCCUGAGUACCUCUCUGAGUUCUCGCUGAAGCCUGGCACAAUGCUGCCCCCUCCGCCCUACAGACACCGGAAUACUGUGGUGUGAGCUCAGCUGGGGUGUUAGGUGGAGAGACAUGCCCACUCCAUCCCCCUCCACACACACACACACCCCUGCUCUUUCUCUGGUGGUCUUCCUUCUCCCAAGGCCAGUAGUUUUGACACUUCCUAAUGGAAGGUAUAGAGACGCAAUGAUAGUUCUGUGCUUACCUAACUUGAACAUUAGAAGGAAAGACUGAAGGAGAAAGACAGGCGGACACACGCUGUUUCUUCAUUUCUUCAUAUGGGUUGGUCAACAGUGUCAGAGCUAGAGAAGGCCUAGGGUAUAUAAUAAGGCUGUACUGCCUGCUGUCAGAGUCCCAGCGUUGACUUUUACAUUCUCUCUCCCUCCUUUAUUCCUUCCCUUUCUCAUAUCAAUGCAGGUGAUAGAAAACCCAGACUCUAUUCUCAUCUGCAGCCAUAGACUUGUGCAUAUUCAGCAUCCCUAAAAAUCAUACGAAAGCUUUCAUUAGAACAAAAGGAUGAGCAUUUGGAUCCCAUUUGAUAGUAACUGAGAUGGAGAAGCCAAUUUCUUUCUCCGAUAGUUUCUUUCCUGGCAAAUAAGAAUGGCCAACCCAGCUUUUAUAAUUUUUAAAUCUCCAUUAUAGUUAUAACUAGUAAUUAUGCAUAGAAGACCUCUCUGGUGUUCUCAUUUUGGUUUGCUUUGGCCUGUUCCUUUAUAUUAGUUCCUCCCCUAUUUUCGGCUGUGGUUUCUAGUUACGAAGAUAUUUACAUAAAAGCUUCUUGACACAGUUGAAACACACACACACACACACACACACACACACACACACACACACACUAAUGUGAUGUAGAGGCCAUUAUUUUAAAUCAUGCAGUCCUUUAAAUUAGAAGAGAAAGCCAAGAUACUAGGAAAAAUAGCAUCAAAUCUAGAUUUCAUGUUUUCCACUACUGAAUUUAUUCUUCCCUGUGAUUUUCCUUCUUUAGCAUUUUAUUUUUCACCAUAAAUGACUGUCUUAGAUGGGCAGUGGUAAUCUUCAGAGUAGAAGGGAUGCUAAGAAACAGUUCUGUGUGGUUCAAAAAAAAAAAAAAACUACUGAUACUUUCAGGGGUGGUCCCAUGGGGGAUCCAUGCAGUGGAAGAAACACUGGAUUGGGUACGUCUACAUGGAAGGUACUCAGAAAUUUAGUUUGCACUUCAGCUCUAAUUUUAUUUGCUCUUUUUCUGAACUCUACUUUGGAUUUUGAAUGAAGCAAUAUGGAAGCAACCAGCAGAUUUAAGUACAUUUUUUUAAAAGGAUCUAAGAUAAAUACAGACUGUGGAAAUGCCAAACUAAGCCAACUAGGACUUUGGAACAGUACCCAGGGAUUGCGGUGAGAGGGCCAGCACAUUAUCUUCAUACUCUGUGACAUUUGCUGUGUAAGGAAGUAUGUUACCUUUGUAACUCUCUGUGUGAAGGAAUGCAAGUUGAGGAUUGGCUUGAAUUCCAUGGAAUUUCUAGAAUGAGACUCUGUUUAUAUUGAGUAGAAGGUAGCUUAACUCUUCACACCUAAGUUGCUAUAAUUAAAAGUAAAUCAUAAACAUUUGGAGCAUAUGAACGGGUCCAUGAUUGAGUUAAAAGUUUGUAAAUAAACAUGAAAACCCUUCUCAUGCAAUCAUUUUAUCAUCCAGUACAUUAAUCUUGUAAUUAUUUAUGUAAUGACUCUUCAUCUACUACCAUACUAUGCCCCGCUUGUAGAACCAAGCUUAGCUUUCAUUUGAAAAGAACACCUAUGGUGUUAAGAUGACUGAUGGGAACAAUGACAGAUAAAUCUCUAGGAAAUAGGGAAACCUAGUACUUUGCUCUUUUCUACAAAAUUCUUCUCUGAGUCAUUUAGAUUUUUAAACAUUUCUUUCUACUGUUAUUUUAUUAAGAGACAAUUAGACUCACUAGCCUAAAAAAAAAAAUCAAUUAGAUUAAACAUUUUCUUAAGGGAGAAAUUUUUUCAUAGACAUUUAUGUUUCUACCUAUUUUGAAAAACUAAAUCCAUCCAUCCAAAUCUAGAUUUAUUCAAUUGAUAUUUGUUUAAAGUCUACUAAAUGUAUGUGGGGGAACAGUCAGAUAAAUGAGAUAUCAUCUCUGACUUCAAAUGUUAACAGUUUACAUUUAUUUCCUGUGACAUUCUUAUUUCUCCAUGAGUCCAAGGAACCAGGUCACAUUGACUAUUUGUGAAAGGCUUCGCAGAACAGGUUUUUAGUAAAAGUUCUGAGACCUCACUGGGAUGUAAGUUAAACAUCCUUCAAACCACCGAAGAUGACAAAUACAAUCACUUCAAUGCUCUUAUCCAGACACAAACUUGACCAUAAAAAUAUGAUAUCACUGGCAAAGUGACAGUCUUACUAUGAAAGCAGAAGCAAAUGGUGAUCUUUAGCCAAACCUCUUAAAUGUGUUGGGUUUGGCCUCUUCUUUUGCUAAGAGAAGUGAAGCAAACUGAAAAUGGGAGCUAGAGACAGGAGGACGGUUUGUGAGAUCUUGUCUAGUGAAGUCUAACCCUAAAUUUACUAGAGAUAAAGACAUAGUGUGUUCCAAGGGCCACAGCUUUAAAACCCAAAGCUCCCCAAUCCAAUUCAGAGGCAUCUACAAGAAAGGGGACCUUGUAUAGGUCCCUAUUAAGUAUGAAGAGUUGAAAUGUAAGCCUUUGCUAGUAGAUAAAUCUAUGCCUACCCAUUGCUGGCAGCACCUUUGGAAAGCUAUCCUGACCUUUUCUCUUCAUUUACAAUAUUCAUAUGGCUUCUGGUGGGAAUAAGAAAGUAGACCUUUUUUCUUUUUCUUUUUCUUUUUUUUUUGUAAAAGAAAGAAGAUAAUCUCUUAACUGUUAAAGCAAUGGGAACAUAGUCAUUGAAUGCUAUCUCCUCCUUAGAAGCACAAGAUUUGCAGUUCUCUACACAUCUCCCCUUAGAAAUAGAUGCUGGAGAAAUUGAGAAUGACCCCUAAAUGCCAUUUUAGCAUUCCUUUUAUGACUUCCUAAUAUAUGCUUGUUGUUCUGGUAUUUGGCGUUUGUUUUAGUAUUGACUACCUAGGGGGAAAUUAUUCAACAGUAGACUAAAAGGACAGCAAACAGGGAUUGUGAGGAGGGCUUUCAUUUACUUAAGACAAUAACUUGUUUAACUCGGCAAACUGAAAUUGUAAGAUGCUAGUUAAAGCCUACAGAUUGCUAUCUAAUAUCAGGUGCUAAUCAUCAUCAGCACCAAUCAGAAUAUGCAGAAUCAAUUUGAAAGACUCAGUAAAAUUAAUGUUAAAAUUAAGCUAACUAUAUAUAUUUUUUUAAUCUUCAAAUUGUAACGAUCAUGCUUAGUUUGGGGAAUCUAAUUUUCAGGCAGGUUAUUUAUUUUCUUUUGUAGUGAAAUACUCAUUUAAAGAAGCUAUUCUUAAACAGAUGAGAAAAAAAUAUCCUUUAAGUCAGGAGAGGUUCAGAGUCUCCAAAAUGCUGCAGCUCAAGCAAGAAGCUAGUCCUGGUUUUCUGAAUUACAUUGGUAGCACAGGUUAGGAUGUGGUUCUUUCUUUCUAGAAGUAUUCUUGAAACUGUGAAAACAAUGCACAUUUCAAACUAUUAAAAACACAAAAUGGAAGAUCAAAGACUUGGUAAAAGUCUGAUUUUUGUAAGUCAGGAAGAACGGCUGACUAGCUCUAACUUGAAAGAAGAAAUUGGAGGUGGGGGGGCAGUUUUUAAAUAUGUCAUUUUCAUAUGUUACACCUUUUGAGAAUGGCGCAUAUUGUCAGUGGUAGGGAAUGGAUAGUAGAGAGACACGAGGCUUUGCUGAUAGAUGAGGUUGGGGGAUGAUGACUGUGUUUUCUGAGAUAUCAAACUAGAAACAAAAAACAAGUUUUUAUGCCUGACACAGAAGGAUGUAAAUAUAAGAUUCUUUUGAACAGUCUAACCUUUAUUUAAAAACUGGAAUUCUUUGUCCAUCUGUAAUUGUUGAUUAUUUAACUAGUACAUGUAGUUCACAAGGUUAAAAAAAAAAAAGAAAAAAAGUGACCAUGAAAGCAUGUGAAUAACUGGACACAAUCAUGCCAAUGCCAUAAGACGUAGAAUUAGUUAGGUUAUCAAAUGUUAAAUGCUUUUAAUAUUAAGAAGAAAUCAAACUAGAAAAUUAAUCAUGAAAUAUAAAAUAACACAGUAAAAUUCAGACUAUGAAAAUGUAGGGUGGGUUUUGCAUAGAAAAUAAAUGAUAAGUUUGCCAUUUAAAAUGGUUGGUUGUUGGUUGGGUUUACAGAUAGUAGAUGUAGUAUGGUUUCAAUUGUGAAAACUUGCUUUAGAGCACUACAGAUGAUUUUUCUCUUGUUCUCCUAUUCUUUCAUUACAUUUAAAAUGUAUUAUGUACAAAGAGGAUGCAGAAAGGGAUUGCUUUGCAGACAUCAAUUCGAAGUGCUUUAACAGGCAGGUAAACCACAUGUGAGGUUAAGAGAUCUUCCAAAUGAGUAAAGGAAAUGAAAAGGGUCUAUAUUACCUUUUAUAGAUGCAAAACAAACAGCAACAAAAUGAGUGUUAUCAUUUAGGAAGCAAACACAACAUGUUUAAUUUGUGACAUGUCUUUUCUUUUCUCUCCAUACCUUCUUGCCUACAUAACCAAUAUGGAACCUAUCACCACUUUUUUUUCCAUUUUUGAUAAGUAGAUGCUGAAGCAAAAAUUCUAAACUAUUAAAUAGGUGUUCUUUUGGACUCUUGUUUUUUAACUGUUGGUUCAUUGUGAGGAAAAUGAGAAAUCCAAAAACAUAGCUACUAACAGUUUAAAGGUCAGACAAACCAACUUCUACUGCACAUAACAUGGGCAGAGAGUCUGGAUGUGCCUCUCUGGGACUGAAGGAUAGUCUUGUCCACCCAUAGACAUGUCAAGGCAUGUGGCUCUCUCAUGCUGACCAUCUGCUCAAGAAAAAAUGACAUGUGAAUAUGAAUGUGAAUCAGGCAUUAUUUUAAAAGAUCAUUGACAGUUGAGACCUUCUUUUUGUUGACACUAAAAUGAGGCCAACAUUCCUGUGUCUGGAUAGAAUCAACACAAUUUUUCUAAACUUAGAGAUGCCUUUGAAGGAUUUCUCUCCGCUCUUAUGAACACAAAGACAUUGUGGACAUUAUAUGGGAUCAGGUGCCCUUGCAUUUGUAUAUAUAAAACCUUCCAACAUCAGGGGCUGCUUUGUUCCUUACUUUAAGUGAAAGCAUCAUAAAAUAAUAAGAACUUCAGAUUCUUGCUCAUCAUGUCCCACUGAUUAAAUAGACAAUAGAUAGGAUGUUUCCCUUGCAGACCCCUGUCUCGCCUCACUCCUGGCCAAGAGAUGGUUUAGGUAGAAGAAAAUGCUUCUAAAGUCAGAGGCUGAGAAGACUAUAUAAGCCCCAAUUUCAAGGAACAUUCACCUAUCUCCCCUGGAAGGGAAUUCCUUGAAAGUCAGCUUUGCAAGUGAGUGAUCACCUUAUCAGAGAUGCAGGAAAUUUUAUUUGCCUCUGAGUCUUAGAGGAAAAUGGCACCUUUGCUUUUCUAUCCCCCACUUGCACAAUGCCUUUUUCUGUUUGAUUUUCUGUCACUAGUUCAAAGUGGCUCUCCUAAGGCUGUCGCUUUCUUAAGCCAUAGUGGAUCUAUGAAGACCCACAUCCUCUUCUGUGAAAUACUGACCUAGCCUUUGCCCUCAAAUGCCUGAUUUUUUUUUCCAUUAAAAUAUUCAACCACUCUAGAUGGUAGUAAACUACUUCUCAAACAAAGACAGCACAAAUAAUUAUUUAAGAUGCUAAAAUUGUUUUUCCAUGACAAUUGAUUCUCUCACUGUGGACUUCUCUGUAGGAAUUUGAGAUAAGUUAGCUCUGUAACGAGUCUCGAAACUCACGUUGUUUGUACACGCACCUCUAGAUCUUACCUUUACUCUUUCCAUGAAAACUGUGUAUGUGUAGAUAUAGUUUUAUGUGUAUAUAUAUAUAAAACUAAGUUAUUGUGGCCGACUAACUUAUUUACUUUGAUCACUUUAUUUUAUUCCUGAUUAUAAAUAUUUUACAGCUGCUAGAUUUUUCUUUCCCAGAUGAGGAGUGUUAUUAUCACAAAAGUAGAGGCAAUUCACCUUUAAGAACCUUCUCUGAGUUUGGUUGAACAUCCAUCCAUCUAACACAUUUAUAAUAAGCACCAUGUCACUGUAAUAAAAGCCCACAUGGACUGACAGAAUUCUACUUCCUCUACAAGGAAAUUUUUCUUUUAAUGCUUUAGUGUGCUCUCCCCCAUGUCAUGAGAAGUGUUUAUAUUUGUAUAAAUAUACAAUACAGGAAAACAAGAUUUCUACCUGUAGACAAUAGUCAAGUUUGUCCAAACCACUUUGUCUUUCUUGCUAUUUUUAUCCCUAAUGUGUUGUUUCCCCUGACCCGUUGCCCCGUCGAAGACUAGCAAACCCUACCUUCUAUCGAUUGACAGAAACCUGACUUUCAAGUUUCAUUUCCUGUGUUUUUCAGUUAAUGGAGGAGUUGUACCAUUUUCCUUAAUGUGAGAGUCAUAUCCCUGUGUAGUUCUGGAUCUCUCAGGGGCUGGGAGUGGGGAGUGAGAGAGUAACACCCACAACACUCCAAGAACCCUUUUGGAAUUAUUCCAGUAAUCAGCUAUGAAAGUAAUUUUCUAAGUGUAGAUAGAUACAUGUAAGCCGUUCUUUUAAAGUAAGGUACUUUGAAAUAUGUAGCAUAAACUGGUACUGCUGUUAAAUGGGUCGACUCUUAAACUGAGCAGCUGUGCAAGGGCAGCUAACUUUGAAUGCUCACCUUACUGGCCGGCUUGCGUCCACCUCAUCAUGUGAGCACCACGGCCUGCAUGGCCGCACACUGACAGUGCAUUUUCCCAUGCUCUGGCUGCUUGAUCAGUUUCAUUCUGAGUAUCAUUAGAAUAGGAUCAAAUAUAAAUGAGAUUCAUGUGCAAGACAAUUCAUGGCACACACACAAAACUAGGUCACAUUAAAUCUCUCAAAAUUCAUCUCAUGCACGCAUCACAGUAGUUAAAUAAGAGAGUUUGGGUGAGAAAGGGAGACAAUUUGCAGAAAAGGCAGAGUUGCGCUCAUUUCCUUAUUUUUUGACUUGUAAACAGAAAACGAGUCCUCUUUCCUCUGAAGUAUCAUCAAAGGAUAGGGCCGAAAAAAAAUAACUCGCUGGUAGCCGUCUAUGUUUCAUUUCAAACCCAGCAUUCAAAGUUAGCUGCCUUUUUGAAAUAAACAAACAAAAAAUACUACUGUAUGUUUGAAAAUGUGAAUAGUAUUUUUAUAGCUUGUUAAAGACAUGGCUAGCUGCAUUUGUAAAUAAGGAUAAUGUUGCUUUGAUUUUUCUUCUGUGAACAUCUUUAUUUGGAACAUAAUUGUCUUUAGGGUUGAUUUGUAUAUAAGUAAUUGGCUUGUGAUUGUUUCUUUUUUGGUUGGAAAUUAUCAUUUUGACAUUACCUGUGAUUCUGUGUUCAGCACUAUUGUGAUGUGUCCAACCUCUGCACUCGCUUACACAAUAGGAUAUGCCGAUUGUGUGUGGUGAAAUGUUAUUUUCAUUUUUUUUCUAUGUUAUCUAUGAAGGAUUGUGCACUUAACACAUACUAACUUUUUUAAUGUUAGGUAUAUUUUUAGUAUAAUUUUCCUAUUCUUUCUUCUCCUCCAACCCUUCAGCCUCUUCUCCCUCCUGCCCCCACUUUCUGUUGUUAUUGAGGACAAGGGAGAAACUGUAUUUUAAAUUGAUGUAAUUAGGCUUUUUGAGUUAGUUCUCAAGGAUCCUCUUCUGACUCUUGGGAAAGAAUUGUGCCUGCCCCAAGGCACGUAUAGAAUGCGACUGCUUUGCCUCAUUCCAUACUGAUCAUCCCAGCUGAACAAUUUGAAAACUGUUCUGCCUUUUUGUUACAUGAAUCUGUCAGAAAUAUAUUUUUAAUUUAAUAUAAAUGAAAUUCAAUAAAAUAUGAAACAAA